UUUAAAAAAGAGGGGACAUGUGAAGGAGAGAGAGAGACGGGAAUGAGAUCUUUCUUUUUUCAUUUCUUGUUUACAGUUCCAGAACAGUGAAAGAGGUUUCUAAAACAAAACCAGUGUUCAUGAAAUUGUCUGAAUGAUAAAAUAAAAAUAAAAAAAGUCAUUUUCAAUUUUGGAAAAAAAUCAAAACUUUAUGUUUGAUUAUUUCUUUCUAUCUAUAAAACCCUCUUUUCCAGUUUCGUCGAAAUUCACUCUCUGUGAAAGUUUAUGUGAAAAAGCAACCGAGUUCCCUUAUUUUCACAGAGUGAUAUUUUAAUUGAAAGAUCGGAGGGGGUCGUAGUCUGUGUGGGAUAGAGAUAGUUUUGGGUUUCAAUAAAGGGACAGGGAGCGUCGAGGAAAUAAUAUUAAGAAUAGACAGAAGACGAGAGAGCGUCAGAGAGAGAGAGAGAGAGAGAGAGACAAAACACUAAUGGAAGAGACAACGGAGAGGAAGAAGAAGGUUAACAACGAUGAUUCCAAAAAGAAGGAGCGUCAUAUUGUUACUUGGUCUCAAGAGGAGGAUGAUAUUCUUCGAAAGCAAAUCACUUUACAUGGAACUGACAAUUGGGCGAUCAUUGCUUCCAACUUCAGUGAUAAGAGCACAAGGCAGUGUAGACGCAGAUGGUAUACAUACUUAAACUCUGAUUUCAAGAGAGGAGGUUGGUCCCCUGAAGAAGAUACUCUUUUGUGUGAGGCACAAAGAGUGUUUGGGAACAGAUGGACUGAGAUUGCAAAAGUGGUCUCAGGCAGAACGGAUAAUGCAGUGAAGAACAGGUUCACAACACUGUGCAAGAAGAGAGCCAAGUAUGAAGCCAUGGCGGCUAAAGACAAUAAUAAUAAUAGGAUUGCUUCUUGUGUCAACUCUAACAACAAAAGGAUGUUGCUCCCAGAUUGUGGUAUCAGUACACCACAGAAAGCCGAAACCCAUUCCCCUCUUUCUAAAAAGAUUAGGAGAAGUGACGUUCCUGAUGUAACAGUGUUUGCUGGCUAUGGGGAUAGAUCACACAUAAAGGUUAAUCCGGGUGUGAACCAGCAUCUCUAUGGGGACAGAUCACAUAUAAAGGUUGUGAAUCAGCAGAUAAGACCUCCUUUUUCGGUACUACCCCACAUUGAGGACGAGAAGAAGAAUCAAACAUGCAAUGCCAAAGAGAGUGAAGGUGAAGAUAAAGGGAAGGAUGAUCCAAAGGUGACAUGUUUGAUGCAACAAGCUGAGCUUCUCAGUUCAUUGGCCCAGAAAGUUAAUGCAGAUAACACAGAACAAAGCAUGGAGAAUGCCUGGAAGGUGCUGCAGGAUUUCUUUAAUAAAAGCAAAGAGAAUGAUGUAUUCAGAUACGGACUACCUGAUAUCGAUUACCAACUUGAGGAAUUUAAGGAUCUUGUUGAAGACUUGAGGAUUAGCAACGAAGAUAGUCAAGCCUCUUGGAGGCAACCUGAACUCCAUGAUUCACCUGCAAGCUCUGACUAUAGCUCAGGAUCAACUGCAAUGCCACAUUCUUCUGGUGAUCAAACCCAACAACCCAUGUCUGGUUCUCAGACAGAAACGCAGGAGCUAAAUCCUGGGGAGUUACUACCACCAGCCUCUGAUGCAACUGUGGAACAAGUGGAUUUACUUUCAACUUGUCAAGAUGUCCUAGAGAACCCUAAUGAGAUUAUGCCUAUGUCGGUUGAGGAAGAGUUCAAAUCGCCUGUUCAAGUCACUCCAUUGUUCAGAUCUCUAGCAGCAGGCAUCCCAAGCCCACAAUUCUCUGAAAGUGAGAGGAACUUUGUGCUGAAAACACUUGGUGUUGAGUCCCCAUGUCCAAGUGCUAAUCUUUCACAACCACCUCCUUGCAAAAGAGUCCUUCUUGAUAGCUUGUAAACCAAACCAAACCAAAAAAAAACACCCGCAGUUGUGUCUCCAUGGAGCCGACAUAACUUGCAUUACUUCCCUCUCUUUUUGCUUAGAUUUUCUUCAUUAGGUUUUGCAGCCAUAUCGGCCUGAAAAGUUUUUGUGAAGCGGGCGUGCCAUGAUCUGCAUUUUUUUUUCACCUCAGUGUUGAUAAUCUAGAAUCCAAGAAUGUUAAAAGGUAACAUUUCUAAGUCUAGACCUGAGUUUCUCUCUCAGAUACUCAGGACGCCAGGAGUGUUUCUUUUUCAUCAUCAUACUUAAAACCCAUUUCAUCAAAGGGUUAAUAAGUAUGUGUUUUUCUUCUAAAUUCAUGACUUGUGUGUGUGUGUGUGUAUGUGUAAGAAACAUUCUUUUGUUUGUCCUCCCUCUUCUAGGGUCAAACCCGGAUACAUAAUCCGGGUCUUUGCCUUCCCAAUGAAUUCUUGAUUUGUUGUGUUGUUGAUUUUAUGUACAGAAACUUAUAUUUUACAUAAAAAACAGAGUUUUUGUUUCAGAGUGUAAAAAGAUAAAACUACUUCAGGAGAGGCAUCUCGCCUUUUUAUAUAGAGUGAUGAUUAGAAUUUAUGAAUAAGAAGAAAAGAUAAGCCAAGACUUUCAUAAGAGGUUUUGGAGAAACUUUCUUGAUGUAGUAACUUCUCAUAGGUGUGAGAAGAAGACAGUAACAUAAGAUAUUUUUGUAAAGAAAAUUCAUGUGAUUUGUAAAGAGAUUAUAUGAAUGGGACUGAUUUGAUUUUGGUGUCA
This is a messenger RNA of Raphanus sativus (radish), 2665 nucleotides long. Its product is annotated as transcription factor MYB88. Bases 467 to 1894 code for a protein of 475 amino acids. The transcript has 11 exons. Gene Ontology annotation, cellular component: nucleus. Gene Ontology annotation, molecular function: RNA polymerase II cis-regulatory region sequence-specific DNA binding; DNA-binding transcription factor activity, RNA polymerase II-specific. Gene Ontology annotation, biological process: regulation of DNA-templated transcription. The record is from RefSeq and is a predicted model, not a curated record. NCBI's taxonomy places the organism in Eukaryota, Viridiplantae, Streptophyta, Magnoliopsida, Brassicales, Brassicaceae.